Manihot esculenta (cassava) is the source of this 1251-nucleotide messenger RNA. Its product is annotated as probable BOI-related E3 ubiquitin-protein ligase 3. The record is from RefSeq and is a predicted model, not a curated record. Gene Ontology annotation, biological process: regulation of programmed cell death. Lineage: Eukaryota; Viridiplantae; Streptophyta; Magnoliopsida; Malpighiales; Euphorbiaceae. Gene Ontology annotation, molecular function: ubiquitin-protein transferase activity. Bases 195 to 1151 code for a protein of 318 amino acids. The transcript has 3 exons.
CCCCACCACACAGCCUUGCCACCUCAAUUGCAUGCCCCUUUUGUUCAUUUCACCACCCCUUGUUGUUCUCUUCUCCUCUAAAAACCAAAGCACUCCAAAACCAACCACUAAGCCAAGAAAGCGAAACGGACACUGCCUUUAAAGAAACAGAGCAGAAACCAAAUCCAACGCUUCUUCUUCUUCUUCAUUUUCCCAUGGCUGUAGAAGCUCGGCAUCUCAAUCUCUUCCCUCCUCAACUCUUAGGCAACAGGGAAAUAAUGAAUCACGUUGAAGCAAAUCCGAAUAUCUUCAAUACCCAUAUGGGAUAUCAGGUUCCAUUAUCAGGAACUACAACCGAGACACAGCUUCCCAUGUACAGCUCUAUAAUCACGGAUUCAAUACCUCAAAAAACACCAAUCAAAUCAGAGAGCGGUCUCACCUACAAUCUGCCUAUGCCGAGAAAACGCCCAAGAGAAUCUAUCAACACUCUCCUCUCAUACCCGAAUUCCCAACCCAACUUGAAGACCGCUUCCCCCUUCUCCUUUCUUGGCCAAGAUCUCUCCCUCCAUAUCGAGCAACAGCAACUAGACGUCGACCGCCUUAUUUCCCAACAUAUGGAGAAAGUGAGGAUGGAGUUGGAAGACAAGAGAAAGAGGCAAGCGAGGAGGAUAAUAGAGGCAAUAGAGGAAGGGAUGCUCAAGAGGCUAAGAGCGAAGGAAGAAGAAAUCGAAAAGAUGGGUAAAUUAAAUUGGGCACUGGAAGAGAGGGUCAAAUCCUUGUGCAUAGAGAACCAAAUAUGGCGAGACCUUGCUCAAACCAACGAGGCCACAGCCAAUGCUCUAAGGACCAACCUUGAACAAGUCCUAGCAGCGCAGGUUAAGGAUGAGCGCAUCCGGGGCGAAACUGCAGCAGAAAUGGACGAUGCCCAAUCAUGCUGUGGCAGCAGCGGUGAAGGAGAAAUGAAAAGGUUCUCGGAGCGGUGUAUGAUGGCAAGUGGGGUGCAGGAUAAGGACACAAGCAGGCUGUGCAGGAACUGUAGGAAGGAGGAGUCGUGUGUGUUGCUAUUGCCGUGCAGGCAUCUAUGCCUCUGCACUGUUUGUGGGUCUAGUCUCAAUACUUGCCCCAUCUGUAAAGCCACCAAGAAUGCCAGUUUCCAUGUUAACAUGUCAUGAGUUUACCAAAACACCAGAGAAACAAAAAUCCGAAAGAGAAACAGUUUGAAGAAAACAAAAUUAAAAAUGUUAAAUUUUACAUCUUUAUUUUCUUGGUCUA